This is a messenger RNA of Lottia gigantea (owl limpet), 2322 nucleotides long. RefSeq lists its product as hypothetical. Bases 1 to 2322 code for a protein of 773 amino acids. Gene Ontology annotation, biological process: DNA replication. The transcript has 4 exons. NCBI's taxonomy places the organism in Eukaryota, Metazoa, Mollusca, Gastropoda, Lottiidae. Gene Ontology annotation, molecular function: DNA binding; DNA-directed DNA polymerase activity; nucleotide binding. The record is from RefSeq and is a predicted model, not a curated record.
AUGGCGAAUAAGUUUGGAUUAGGUUCUUUAUCUUUAGAAACUAAAAAACCUAACACUACAGCGUGGAUAAAUAAAGCGAAACCUUACUUUGUGGAUCAAAUCGGAGAUACUCUUCAAGGUGAUUUAGAUAUGAACAAUUUUAGCAUAACUAAUUUAAAGUCUCCGGAAAACGAUAAUGAUGCCAUUCACAAGAAAUAUUUAAUGGAACAAUUAAAUUUAAUUGAAGUAAAUAAAAACCAUUUAAAAGAAAGAAUAGGCGAUGUGAAAAGAUUCUUCAAACGUCAACUAAAUAAUAAAGAUUUUAUUGAUGAUACUAAAUUACAACAAGAAGUAACAAAUGAUAAGAUUACAAAGCAAAAAAUAGAACUAAUAGCCAAUAUUAAUCCAGGUAUAAGUGAAGACAAAUUGCAACGGGAAUUAACAAAUAUUCAACAACAAAUACAAAACAUAGACGAAAUCAAAACCUAUAUUCAACAACAACAGAACAUUGAUGAUAGUGUUAUUCAACAACAGAUAACCACUAUUAAUAACCUAGUUUUAAAACAGGAUAAAAAUAUACUAGCAUUAGAAAAAAAGUUUCUCAAGAAAGAAUCAUAUUAUUUCAAUCUUCCAUUAAUGUUUUUGGAAUUUUAUAGGCCAACUAUUACUGAUAAUAUUGAUAGAACAAGAGAGUAUGAAUAUAAAUUAUAUGGAUUUACAGCAAAUAUAAGAGAAUAUACCACAUUAUAUAAUGAUCCCUAUAAAAUAUUUCAUAAUGUUAAUGCUUUUUUUUUCAAAGGAAAACUUACAAAUGAAAUAACAUUUCCUAUACAGGUAAAAGUUGAAUCAAUAUUCUUCAGACAAAACUCAUAUACAUUUAGAAAAUUUAACGCUCGUAAAGUUCUUCAGUUUAUCAAUGGUACAAAAAAUAGCUUUAGAAUGUUAAUAAUACCAGAUAAUGAAGAAGAUGAACUUUCAUUGAGUGCUUUUGAUAUGAUAUUAGAAACGGAAACUCCACCAUCAAUGAAUAUUAUUAGAAAUCCAGAACCACAAAAAAAAGAUGUAAGCGAUUAUGAGUUUUUACGAGCAACAGACUUUGAAUACGUAAAACUAUAUUUUGUUGAUAAUGAUAUAUUUACCUCACUCGAUAUUCAUAAAAUCAAUUUGGAAAAACUGAGGAAAAGAUUAGAUGAUUAUAGUAAGACUCUAGAUUUUAAGCCGUCAGAUCCCAUUUCAGAAGAAUUUUACAACAAACUCAUGACUAAUAUAGUAGAAAUAUUUGUAGGUACAGAUUGUAUAGAUCAAAUGUUACAACGUUUAGGAAAAGUAGAUCAGAAAAGACUAACCUUAAUUUCCCAUAACGGCAGUGGUUUUGAUAACUGGAUCAUGAUCAAAAACGGUUGGUAUUAUUUAUAUCAUUACGAUAAAGAAAUGGUUGAAGAAGAAUGGUAUGAAAGUACUAGAAUGGUUCCGAAACGUACGGAAAAACAAAACGUAGAAAAAGUUUACUCGCAUACUCAUCCUUUUAUAAGAUAUUUUAUCAGACAAAGUAUUAAAGGAGGAACAGUUUCAGCAAAUCGAAAAUCAUUUGAAACGAAUAAAAUGGAUGAGAUCUGCGCCAUAUUAAAAGAAUACAAUGAAAGUGACACUGAAGGAAUAAUAGAAUUAUUCAAAGAAUACAGUGUUAACCCAAAAGAUAAAACGGAAGUUCACGCUAAACUCAAAGAACUGGACUAUUCUAAACUAAUGGCAUUUGACGCUAAUGGGUUGUACGCUUCAGCCAUGACAGAAGGUGAAUAUCCUAAAGCGGAAAGUGCAAGAGCGUUUCUACUAGAAGAAGAAAAAGAAUUUGUAAAACUGUUCAAUAAACAAAAAUUCAGACCUAGAACUGCUAUUUUAAAAGUUUGGUUUGAAUAUCCCAAAAAAAUGUUCUUUCAACCCAUACCAGCUAAAGAUAAAAUAACUUUUACGAAUAGAAUAGGUCAGAAGGAAACUGGCACUAAAAUCAGGUUCAGAAAUGGUUUCUGUCACGACGUUUUAACAUCAGUUGAUAUUCAAGAAAUAGUGAAAUCCGGUGGUAAAAUUAUUAGAAUAUUAGAUGGUAUAGUUUACGAAGAAAAUUUUAAAACUCCACCAUACAGAGAUUAUAUUUUAAUUUUGAAGGAAUUAAGGAAUAAAUACAAAAAAGAAGGAGAUAUGGUUGCUAGUAAUUGCAUGAAAUUAUUAGGUAAUUCCUUAUACGGUAAAUCUAUUCAAAAGGAUAUAAAUCAUCGAGACAUCUAUGGAGUGAAGCGACUUUUAAAGCCAACUUCGAUUCACACGUCAAAAGCUAUGAAAAAGUAA